AUGAGUGGGCGUAUUCGCGGCGUGAGAAUGGACGCGAUUGGAUCGAGGGCGGCCGAGGUAGCGUAUGUGUGGGCGGGAAGAAAGGCAAAUGUCAAGCUCGCGACAAUAAUAGCCACGAUAAGACGAUUCGACGAAUGA
Molecule: messenger RNA, 138 nt
Organism: Colletotrichum costaricense
Lineage: Eukaryota; Fungi; Ascomycota; Sordariomycetes; Glomerellales; Glomerellaceae
Exons: 1
Coding region: 1-138 (45 amino acids)
Source: RefSeq, a predicted model, not a curated record